Molecule: messenger RNA, 1859 nt
Organism: Pseudo-nitzschia multistriata
Lineage: Eukaryota; Bacillariophyta; Bacillariophyceae; Bacillariales; Bacillariaceae
Source: the annotation of a GenBank genome assembly
CGCACAACAAAGACGGUAACAACCACCGGCCUUGAAUCUUGCGUGAUCAACAUGGCGAGACGAUCGAACCGGUUCGCAGAAGAAUUUCCGAUUGCGGAGGAGGAAGCAGAGGACGGCGGGCAGCAGGUCUUCGAAAGGAUGAGAGCACCGCUAUUGUCAUCGUCGCCGUCCUUCGAGAGCAACAACAGCAACAACGGCGGCGGCAACCUGUCCGAGCUGCGUCACCGUUCUACCACUCUUGUGUCAUCUUCGGCGGCCAGUGGGGAGGACGAGGACGGAGAUGUAGAAGGCCAGUACCAGUUGCCGGAGGAACAAUUCCAACCACAGCAACAACGCAUCCUCGAUAGGAACGGAAUGUUUCGGCAGUCCAAGGGUCGGCUGGGCGUGGAACGAAGGCUUGCAACGGAACCUCCCAGGGAUCGGAGCGGUACAACCGGAAACGGCCCGUGCCGCAGCUUUUGCAGAUGGUAUUGCUGGCGCCGGAGAAUCUACCAAGAGUGGGGGAAGGACUGGUUUUUCUGGCUGGCCUACAAAAAAACCGCGGUCCUCUUCCUGCUGCUUUUUUGUUCCUACGCGCUGAUCAUCUGCUUCUUUGGGUUCAUCUACCUGUCGCUCUCUAUCUUCGGAAGCAAGGCGGAAGUGAAUCCGGACGGAAGCACAAAGACGAUUGCCUUUUGUGACAUGGGUACGUGCCAAGAUAGAAUUCUGACCUUCCGGUGUCGUGGGGUUCCGGGACGCCUUUCGUUCGUUCUCUUUCGUGCUGUGUGGGAGACCCGAGCCGUGCUGACCGAUUUCCGCGAUUUCUUUGCUUGAACGUGCUGCUUGCUUGCUUGCCCACACCACACCACACCGCACCGCACCACACGGCAGACAUCAACGACCACAUGGAAGCGAUGUACUUUUCCCUUUCCACCAUGACCACGAUCGGCUACGGCGUGUCGGACUACUACUUUGGCGGCUGUUACUCGCCCCUGCUGAUCGUCCUGAUGCAGAUCUGCACGGCGAUCGUCUUCGAUGCCGUGGCGGUGGGCCUGAUUUUCCACCGGAUCUCGCGGGGGGCGAAACGGAGCCGGUCCAUUCUGUUCAGCGACAAGGCGAUCGUCCGAAACGUGCGGGGGGUCCCCCACCUGAUGUUCCGCCUCGGCGAAAGGCGCAAGCACCACCUGAUCGAGGCAACCGUCCGGUGCUAUUGCAUACGGCACGAGCGGAUACCGCAGCACCCCGGCGGCGAUGCGCCGUUUCGCAUCGAAACGACGUCCUUUGUGAGCCGACAGAUGAGGCUGCUGCAGCCCGACGACAGGUUUGGUUCCCACCUGUGGAUGGGCCUGCCGCAGGUCGUCGUGCACCGGAUCGACGAAACCUCGCCCCUGUGUCCGUCGGCACCGCUCUGGUUCGACGUUUUAUCGGAAUCCCAUCGGUAUCCCCCGCCUGGCGGGGGAGGGACCGGUGGUACCGGCAGCAGCAACAACGGCGAGCGCAGUUUUCCCCCGUCGCCGGACUAUCUGAAAGCCAACGAAGGAUGCAUCAAGGAGUUUCUGUACGAUCGGGACGUGGAGGUGGUGGUGCUGGUAGACGGGACGGACGAGGGGACCGGGGCGGCCACACAGGCACGCCACUCCUACAAGCUCUGCGACAUGACAUGGAACCACAGGUUCGCGGAGUGCGUCCACCCGUACAGCCGGAGGCAGCGGAGCGGACCGUCGAACCUCGAUCCGGUGGUGAGCAUCGAUUUCUCGGCCUUUCACGACACCACAGAAGUGCCCCUGGACUGCGAGGAAUGUGCCUACGUUCCGAAGCAAUGAAACGGAAGCAUUGCCAAUUUGGAGAGGCGUUUGUAACCCGGUAACAGAAGUCGUUAU